This is a messenger RNA of Candoia aspera, 1404 nucleotides long. It is a transcript of the gene HOXA7, whose product is annotated as homeobox A7. Gene Ontology annotation, cellular component: nucleus. Gene Ontology annotation, molecular function: RNA polymerase II cis-regulatory region sequence-specific DNA binding; DNA-binding transcription factor activity, RNA polymerase II-specific. Gene Ontology annotation, biological process: regulation of transcription by RNA polymerase II; anterior/posterior pattern specification. The record is from RefSeq and is a predicted model, not a curated record. NCBI's taxonomy places the organism in Eukaryota, Metazoa, Chordata, Lepidosauria, Squamata, Candoiidae.
GAUUGGCGGAUGGGGUCAUAUGACUGGUCACGUGUUGGAGGCAGCUGUCCAAAAGAAAAUGGGGUUUGGUGUAAAUCUGGGGGUGUAAUGUUAUCAUAUAUCACGCUACCUCGUAAAACCGACACCGAAGCCUACCGGACAACAAAUCACCUCAAAAUUAUGAGUUCUUCGUAUUAUGUGAACGCUCUUUUUAGCAAAUAUACGACGGGGGCUGCUUCUCUCUUCCAAAAUGCGGAGCCUACGUCUUGCUCCUUUGCUACCAACUCCCAGAGAAGCGGCUAUGGACCAGGCGCUAGCGCAUUCACCUCCUCCAUGCCUGCCUUGUACAAUGUGAACAGUGCCAUAUAUCAAACCCCGUUCUCUUCCGGAUACAGCCUGGGCUCUGAUGCCUACAACCUGCAUUGUUCCUCUUUUGAUCAGAACAUUCCCGUCCUCUGCAAUGACUUAACCAAAUCCAGCUGUGAGAAAGCGGAGGAAAGCAACCUGCACAGCCAGGCUGAGAGUAAUUUCCGGAUAUACCCCUGGAUGAGGUCUUCAGGUCCAGAUCGGAAGAGGGGGCGUCAGACUUACACCCGGUACCAAACCCUGGAGCUGGAGAAAGAGUUCCACUUCAACCGCUACCUGACCCGCCGGCGGAGGAUAGAGAUCGCUCACGCCCUGUGCUUGACCGAGAGGCAGAUCAAAAUCUGGUUUCAGAACCGCCGCAUGAAAUGGAAGAAGGAGCAUAAGGAAGACGCCGCUGGAGGCGCCGCCGCGGCCAACGAGGGGGCCCCCGCCACAACCCCGGUGGAGAAGGUGGAGGAGGAAGAGGAGGAGGAGGAGGAAGACGCGGAAUAAAUGCCGGUGGCAGGAGGAGGGGAAGGCUCACCCGAGCCUCUUCUCGGAUGCUGCUUGCACGUGACAGCUGUAAACGCUCUCCUGAAGCUUUUUUUGGGGGGGGGUUUAAAAAAAUAAACAUAAAACUACCCUUGUUUUUUUUAAUGGCCAUUUCCACUGUAAGAGGGGCUGGGGAGAGGACAGGAGGGGUAGAUCUCUUCCAUUACCUCUCGACAUCCCCUGGAUUAUUCUCAGUCUAAAUUGCAGAGUCGCAUUCUCAGGCCAACAUCUGGGCUGGAUUGGCUUUGGGCAUCCGAGCUUGUCGUCAUUUAUGUUAACAAGUGAUAAACGACAUAGUAUUAAUAUUUUUACUGAUAUUUGUGAAAGGAAAACGAACCCAACAAUGACCUGUUCUUUGCACACGAAAGGGGUGGAAAGAGCGAGCGAGAGAGAGAGCGCGAGAGCCCCAUCUAAGUUAGCUUCCAAAUAAACUACCUGACUGCAUGGAUCCCAAAAACUCCAGAAGGGAAAAGUGCAUUAGGCUUAAUUUCAGACUACCUAAUUUUUCACUAAAGUUCUAUAUACUUC